This is a messenger RNA of Entrophospora candida, 238 nucleotides long. NCBI's taxonomy places the organism in Eukaryota, Fungi, Glomeromycota, Glomeromycetes, Entrophosporales, Entrophosporaceae. The record is from the annotation of a GenBank genome assembly.
AUGACCGAAGUUUCACGUUGGGCUUCUGAAUCUUGGGGUUCAGAAAAUGAUGAAAUAAAAGAGGAAUUCAAAGAGUUCGCAAAGAAAGUUGCAAGUAUCUAUAGACAAAAAGUUAAAGAAGCACUUACCACCCGUAAAGUUGAAGCAGGGGUAGCUAUCACAUUUGAAUGGAAAGACAGUUUGAAUUAUUCAGUUGUUGAAUCAACAUUAGAAAAUCCUUGUAAAGCAAAAGUUGAUU